AUGCCGUUGGUGAAGCCGCUCUGCCGCAUUUGCGAGCGUCCGACGGCGGACGGCGCUGUCCAGGCUGUCCAAUUGGACAAGGAGAAGCUGCAAACUUGGUUCUUGAACGUCUGCGGCUACGAAUUGGCAGAGGAAAUCCAGGGUGACGAUCUGAUUUGCAAUUUCUGCAUCUGGCACGCCGAGUUUCAUUCUAAAUAUGUCAGCGAGUUUGAAGCUUUGGCAUGGUGGCAGCCGCAUCUGGUCUAUUUAGACGACGUGGCGAAGGAGCUGAGGUGGAAUCAUCUAGAAGGUAAAGCAGAGCAGUGCUGGGUGCAGCUGGAGAAGAUUAAGUUGCCGAAAAGCGAGAAGGUAGAAAAUGCAGAGAACGAGGAAACGUCUGACGGUGAAAAGAGCGGGAGGAAAUGUUUCUACUGCGGACAAGUGGUCGCAUACAUUAGAAGUCACGUGAGAAAUAUGCACGAGAAUGCCAUCAGGUGUGACUAUAAGAGUUGUGCCACAUAUUUCCACACUGUUGAAGAAAAGCAAAGCCACACCAUGCAAGUGCAUGAAAAGUCCAAGACUUAUAAGAAGCAUUCUUCCCUGAAAUACCACUUGAAAAUGAAACACAGAAACGAUUCGUGGCGUGGUUUGCAGUACAAAAAAGUUGGAUUCAAGUGCGAGCCGUGCAAAAGGUUUCAUUCUAAAUAUGUCAGCGAUUUCGAAGCUUUGGAUUGGUGGCAGCCGCAUCUGGUCUAUUUAGACGACGUGGAGAAGGAGCUGAGGAGGAAAUAUCUAGCUCACAAGAAAGAAGACGAGGAAAAAGUCUUCAAGUGUCAGUAUUGCGAGUUUAAAACCUCAAAAUACAGCAAUUUGAAGAACCACAUUUCUCGUUUUCAUUUGCCUAAAACGGUCAAGUGUGACAAAUGUGACAAAAUGUUUGCCUCGAAGCAACUUCUGGCUUAUCAUGUCAAUAAGCAACAUUUGUAG
Molecule: messenger RNA, 966 nt
Organism: Cloeon dipterum
Lineage: Eukaryota; Metazoa; Arthropoda; Insecta; Ephemeroptera; Baetidae
Product: zinc finger protein 652-B-like
Exons: 6
Coding region: 1-966 (321 amino acids)
Biological process (GO): regulation of DNA-templated transcription
Molecular function (GO): DNA-binding transcription factor activity, RNA polymerase II-specific; RNA polymerase II cis-regulatory region sequence-specific DNA binding
Source: RefSeq, a predicted model, not a curated record